Molecule: messenger RNA, 1583 nt
Organism: Zootoca vivipara (common lizard)
Lineage: Eukaryota; Metazoa; Chordata; Lepidosauria; Squamata; Lacertidae
Gene: CELF6
Product: CUGBP Elav-like family member 6
Molecular function (GO): RNA binding
Source: RefSeq, a predicted model, not a curated record
GGGCCCCCGCCCCCGCCGCCGCCGCCUCCUCCUCCGCCUCCGCCGCCGCAGGCGGAGAGCGCUGCCUUCAGCACCACGAACAGCUCCGGGAGGAUGAACGGGCUGACGACGCCGACGCACGGCCCGGGCGGCACCAUCGCCAUGAAGGACCACGAUGCCAUCAAGCUGUUCAUCGGGCAGAUCCCGCGCAACCUGGAGGAGAGCGACCUCAAGCCGCUCUUCGAGGAGUUCGGCAAGAUCUACGAGCUCACCGUGCUCAAGGACCGCUUCACCGGCAUGCACAAAGGCUGUGCCUUUCUUACAUACUGUGCCCGGGAUUCAGCCCUCAAAGCCCAGAGUGCCCUGCAUGAGCAGAAGACAUUGCCUGGGAUGAACCGCCCAAUUCAAGUGAAGCCAGCAGACAGCGAGGGCCGAGGAGAAGACAGGAAGCUUUUUGUGGGCAUGCUGGGGAAGCAGCAGAGUGAGGAUGACGUCCGGCGACUCUUUGAGCCCUUUGGCCAGAUCGAAGAAUGCACCAUCCUCAGAGGCCCCGAUGGAGCCAGUAAAGGAUGUGCCUUUGUCAAAUACGGGAGUCAUGCAGAGGCGCAAGCCGCUAUCAGUAGUCUCCACGGCAGUCAGACCAUGCCGGGAGCAUCGUCCAGCCUGGUGGUGAAGUUUGCUGACACAGACAAGGAGAGGACCCUUCGGCGGAUGCAUCAGAUGGCAGGGCAGCUGGGGAUCUUCAAUCCAAUGACGAUCCAGUUUGGAGCCUACGGGGCAUAUACGCAAGCGAUAAUGCAGCAGCAGGCAGCUCUGAUGGCUGCAGCACAAGGAACUUGCCUCAACCCCAUGGCAGCCAUUGCGGCGGCACAGAUGCAACAGAUGGCGGCGUUUAACGUCAGCGGGCUGGUUGCUGCUCCCAUGACACCAUCAUCAGGUACAAGCACACCUCCAGGGAUCAGCACAGCACCUGUUCCCAGCAUAGCCACACCCAUCGGGGUGAAUGGAUUCAGCCCUCUCCCACCACAAACCAAUGGGCAGCCAGCAUCAGAAACUAUUUACACCAAUGGAAUCCAUCCAUACCCAGCAGCAUACCCAGCCGCCUAUGCACCAAUCAGCCAGGCCUUCCCCCAGCAAGCUCCCAUCAUCCCCCAGCAGCAGAGAGAAGGUCCCGAAGGCUGUAACCUCUUCAUUUAUCACCUGCCCCAGGAGUUUGGGGAUGCAGAACUUAUGCAGAUGUUCUUGCCUUUUGGCAACGUCAUCUCUGCCAAAGUCUUUGUUGACCGUGCCACCAACCAAAGUAAAUGCUUUGGUUUCGUCAGUUUUGACAAUCCAACUAGUGCUCAGGCAGCCAUUCAGGCCAUGAACGGCUUCCAGAUCGGCAUGAAGAGGCUAAAGGUCCAACUAAAGCGGCCAAAAGAUGCUAACAGACCCUACUGACCCGUGUUCACCUUGGCCCUGAAAGCAGAUGGGAUGCCAUGCGGCGUACGAAGAGUAUUCCCCUUGUCCCACGUGCAGUAUCCAGACUUGUAACUCUCUUUCUUUGCAACAUAUCACGGAGGAGAUUGAGGAGGAGGUGGAAGAGGAGGCAGGAUGCUCGUGAA